Colletotrichum fioriniae is the source of this 459-nucleotide messenger RNA. The record is from RefSeq and is a predicted model, not a curated record. Lineage: Eukaryota; Fungi; Ascomycota; Sordariomycetes; Glomerellales; Glomerellaceae.
AUGGAGUCCGACAGCGCCCAAGUAUCAGAAAAACACGCUCGCACCGAAUUGAUCGAAGUCGGCGAGUCGCAGCCCUUCGACCACCAUGCGACUAAGAAGCUACUGCGGAAGCUAGAUUGGCAUAUCAUUCCCUUUAUGAGUCUGAUCUACCUAACGAACAUCGGAAAUGCUAGGCUGGACCAUUUGGAACAGGACCUGAAGUUGAAGGGUAUUCAGUAUAAUGACUGCCUCGCCAUUCUCUUCCCGUUCUACAUCGCGGCCGAGAUCCCGAGCAACAUGAUGAUGAAGCGUCUUCGGCCGUCGAUUUGGCUGACAUUCAUCAUGGUCUGCUGGUCUGCGUCAAUGAUUGGACAAGGAUUCGUGAAGGAUUACUCGGGGCUUAUGGCGACUCGUGUCUUUCUCGGAAUUUUUGAGGGUGGUCUUUUCCCCGGUGUCAACUACUACAUCACGCAAUGGUGA